Molecule: messenger RNA, 944 nt
Organism: Phalaenopsis equestris
Lineage: Eukaryota; Viridiplantae; Streptophyta; Magnoliopsida; Asparagales; Orchidaceae
Product: protein BZR1 homolog 3-like
Biological process (GO): DNA-templated transcription; brassinosteroid mediated signaling pathway
Molecular function (GO): DNA-binding transcription factor activity
Source: RefSeq, a predicted model, not a curated record
AGGGAUGCAAACCCCCUGAGCGCAUGGACAUUGUUGGAUGCUCAGCUCCAGCCAGCCCAUGUUCAUCAUAUCAGCCAAGCCCCUAUGCUUCCUCCUUCCCAAGCCCAGCUUCCUCAUCCUAUUUCACCAAUGCCAACAACGCCACCACAGACGCAAACUCCCUGAUUCCAUGGCUGAAAAACCUUUCCUCAACCUCCUCCUCCUCCGCCUCCUCAUCCAAGCCCCCCAGCCUCCACAACCUCUCCAUCCACCACGGCUCCAUCAGCGCUCCCGUCACCCCUCCCAUCAGCUCCCCCACCGCCCGUUCUCCCCGCCUUAAAACUGAUUGGGACAAUCAAACCAACACCUUGCAGCCGCCAUGGCCGGUCACUGCAUCACACUAUGCAGCUUUCCUGCAGGGCUCAACGCCGCCCAGCCCUGGACAGAAGGUAAUUCCUGAUCCGGCAUGGCUCUCGGGGAUUCAGAUACCUACCAGCAGCCCAACAUCACCCACCUUCAGCCUUAUUAUGUCGAGCCCCUUUGGGCUUUAUCAGGACGGAGUUCCAAGUGCCGCAUCGUCCAGGAUGUGGACUCCUGGCCAGAGCGGCAUGUGCUCUCCGGUCAUGCCACCGUCGGACGUGCAAAUGUCAGAUGAUGCUUCUGAUGAGUUUGCAUUUGGGAGUUGCAGCAAUGAGAACCAGUUGCAGCAACUGGGAGUGGUGAAGCCAUGGGAAGGAGAGAGGAUUCACGAGGAUUGUGGGUCUGAUGACUUGGAACUCACUCUUGGCAGCUCGAGGACCAGAGCUGACGCUUGAUGAGCUCGCUGUUAUUUAUGUCAGCAACGUUGUAUUCGGAUUAUUUUAUAUCAGAGUUGGUUUAAUUUAACUGUUAUUGCUAAUAUUUGUAGUAAUUAUGAAACAUAUUUGUAUUCCACAUCCAGCUAAUGUAAAUUUCUUUAAAAUUAA